AUGCCAGGGUUAGUAUUCUCUCCAUCCAGUCACCGAGUCCUCACUGGAGACGACUUGUACUCUGCUCGGCCCGACUUGGUGUUGGGAACACUAAAAGUGGCGCUAGUGAAGGGCAAGGAUCUACAGGCUAAGGACCCGUUCGUUGAAAUCCAUUUGGAAAAUCAUCGUCGGAGGAGUAGUCACGCCACGGCGGAUAAGGCUACAGGAACCGUUGAAUGGGAGGAUGCCCGGUGGAGUUUGGAAGUCACCGAUCUUGCCAGCGACCUCCAUGUGGUGCUCUUUGCUUCUCAUCAAUUCCGGACACCCCAGCCCUUGGGACGAGUCAUUGUGCCUCUGCCCACCCUUGUUGAGGAUUCCUGGUCGGGGCAUGCUAGACCGGUGGAGCGUAGUUGGUUUGAAGUGUAUCCUAUUACUACUAAGAUAGAGCAGAAAGCUGGCUGUAAGGAAACGCAGGAGUAUUACUCGUGCAAAAAGUACUAUGGGGAUGUGGGCGUUUUAACACGGGUAAAAACGUUAGACAGCGUUUGGUGA
Molecule: messenger RNA, 531 nt
Organism: Perkinsus marinus ATCC 50983
Lineage: Eukaryota; Perkinsozoa; Perkinsida; Perkinsidae
Exons: 5
Coding region: 1-531 (176 amino acids)
Source: RefSeq, a predicted model, not a curated record